AUGGCAGAAGGACGCUUCAAAGAUGUUGCAUACAAUUCGGUCGAGGGCAGUGACAACGACGGCUACGUAGCGCCGCCUAGACAGCAAACCUUACGAUCAAAGGCAUGGCCUUUCGUCACGGGUGUGUUGACCAGUGUCGCUAUCGUGCUAGUUAUUGUCGCUGCUAGGCACAUCAUCGAGCCUCGACAAAAGACUGCUGCAGAAAUCGAAGACGAAGAAUGGAAUCAUUGUGGUCGCUCAAGCAAAGUCGCCAUGGAAAAGGGCUGCGUCAUGGAGCCACUCUUCUAUGGCUGGAUGCCACCACAAUGUGUGUUCCAGGAGCUCACCACUCAAUACCCAGUCUUUGAAGACCGAAAGUGGUUCAAGGACGAGAAUAUGACCCUUCCAAUUUCUAGUGAGUCGCUGUGGAAGGGCGAACAUAACACCAUCUAUACGGGAAGGCAAGUUCCGGUGACACUAAAAAGUCCAAAGCAAUCCAUUGACAUCAAUGAUCAGAUAUCAUGGGGAGCAUUGUCUUUUCCAGUGGCGUAA
Messenger RNA from Aaosphaeria arxii CBS 175.79, 531 nucleotides. RefSeq lists its product as uncharacterized. The transcript has a single exon. The record is from RefSeq and is a predicted model, not a curated record. The coding region runs from base 1 to 531 and encodes 176 amino acids. Lineage: Eukaryota; Fungi; Ascomycota; Dothideomycetes; Pleosporales.